AUGGCAGAAGAAGAUCAAAGGAAGAAGAAAACAAAAAAUCCCAAGUCUUAUCAAGGGAGGAAAGAAUGCAUAAAGACGAAAUCAAUGGAUCUUGCAACUCUCUGUGAUAUCAAGGUUUGUAUUGUUAUUACUGGUCCUAAUAGGGAACUCCAAACUUGGCCUCACAAUUUGGAUGCCUGUAAAGAAGUUCUUGUUCUUUACUCUCAAAAUCUGAAAUCUGAAAAGAAGCACAAGGAAUCAGUACCAGAACCAGAAGAAGAACAAGGAGAGAAAGAUCUCCUGACGCUAGUUGUAUCAAAGCUUGUUGUUGUCAACAGGAGAAUUCGUUUGGUGGAGAACAAGAAUGAUAUGAAUACAAAAAGGGCGACCACAAGAAGAGUGGAAGAGGAGAUAGUGAAUGAGGGACUUCCUCCCCAAGGUUCUCAAGAGCCUCAAGUUCCUCGAGCUCCUAAUGAUGAUGGGGCUAUGACCAAUGUGGUAAUAAAAGGGGCUCUCCAAACAUUGACUCAAGUCAUGACGGCACAAGCACAAUCCGUGACAACUCAAGCCCAAGCCAUGACGACAUAA
Solanum stenotomum is the source of this 567-nucleotide messenger RNA. Its product is annotated as agamous-like MADS-box protein AGL81. Lineage: Eukaryota; Viridiplantae; Streptophyta; Magnoliopsida; Solanales; Solanaceae. Gene Ontology annotation, molecular function: DNA binding; protein dimerization activity. The transcript has 2 exons. Bases 1 to 567 code for a protein of 188 amino acids. The record is from RefSeq and is a predicted model, not a curated record.